Drosophila suzukii is the source of this 6718-nucleotide messenger RNA. RefSeq names its product Dystroglycan (gene Dg). Gene Ontology annotation, biological process: morphogenesis of an epithelium; muscle attachment; nerve development. Gene Ontology annotation, molecular function: laminin binding; calcium ion binding. Gene Ontology annotation, cellular component: dystroglycan complex; sarcolemma; dystrophin-associated glycoprotein complex. NCBI's taxonomy places the organism in Eukaryota, Metazoa, Arthropoda, Insecta, Diptera, Drosophilidae. The record is from RefSeq and is a predicted model, not a curated record.
UCCCAUCCACAGUCGCGGUCACACUGCCCAACCAACCGAAACUCAGAAAACUUUGUUUUCCCGUUCAGCUGCAAAAAAGUGAAAAGCGUUUGUUCAAAACGGGCAGCAUGUGAGGCACCCAAUACUCCACGCAUUUGUAUCUUAUAGGAAAGUGCCACCGGAAAAGUGCGUGAAAAUCGCGAGUGCAGGUGUGAAAAUAGUUUAAAAAAAGAGCUCUGCAAUUGAAGAGAAACACUGCUGCAGUUGUGUGUGGCUGUGCGUGAGUGUGUGCGUGUGAGUGCGGCUCUCUGGACGCAAAUUCCUUGGCCGAAAGGGAAGGUGAGGGAAGGGAAGCGAAGUGGGGCAGGAGAAUCCAAUCCCGAAUCCCCCAAAAACGAAUCCGAAUCCGGAGCAUCAGAAAUAGCGCAACGAGAUGGUGAUGGCGAUGACGACGAAGGCGCUGCUAACGAAGAAGAUGAUGUAAAAGCCAUAUCGCCAUAUCCCCUUUCUCUUCUCUCCAAACGAAAGCGAAAUCCCAGCUGGGAAACUCCAGCUCUAAGUAAAACCGAACCAGAAACCAAAAAGAGCCCACGACAGACGUUUUGAAUUUCGUUGGACUGUCGGAUUGUUGGACUGGCGGACUGAAAUCGAAACUGCAUUCUUGCGACUCAUAUUCAUACCAUAAGACACAUAUCGCGCACGGAAUCGAACAUGAGAUUGCCGUGGUGCUUAUCGGUGGUCAGUAGGAACCUGCCCUCGCUGCUCCUUCUCCUGGGUGGGGUUCUGGUUCUCGCCGAGCGGGACUUCAAUGUCAACGACUCCCAGGUCCCUGUUAUAGAGCCAAAAGAUGUGCCCGCCUACAAACAGGAUCCGUAUGUUACGGAGUUGAUGAGCUGCCAAAAUACCCCAAACGAGAUUGUGCUUUCGCUACUUCUAAAAAAACACGACUGGAGUGAGCUGACUGCCACAAAACGAGCUCAUGUUCAAGCCAAGUUGGCCAAGUUCUUUGCCAUACCGAAGGAAUUUAUUUCCCUGGAUUCGGUGUCCAAGCGUGAAUUGAAAUCCAUGCACAAGUUGGCCAUGCGAAAAGGAGGCAAGGGCAACAAGAAUAUCGAGACCCUCAAUCGACGACUAGGACGCGCCAGUUUCAUGAUCGGCUGUGGUCCAAGCUAUUUUGUGAUGGGUGAGCCGAUAGCCAAGCAGAUUGCCCACCAGAUGAAGGAUGGUACUAUAGGUGCUUUAACAGAAGAGAACUUUGGCUUGUGGUUCAUUUGGCGAAAGGAAUUGAAAUCAAGAUCGAAUCGCAAGCGACGUCAGUCUGAGGGUUCCGGUGCUGAUGAGGAUGACUACGACUACGGGGAAGAUGACGAAGAAGUAUCUAGUGAGCCUCCUACGGAAGUGCCGCCACUAUCCGCACAUGCUCAUCGACAUCAUCACGGAGCGUCGGAAGUGUCCAUGUUGGAGAAGAUAGUAUCGCCCGAAGUCUCCGUCUCCGUUUCGUCGGAGGUUCCCUUGGUUGCCAAUGUGGAGGAGGAGAUGGAGGAGAGUGUCUCCAAGUUGGAGUCGGUGAUCAGCAAGACGAUUGAGAAUACCAAGAAUAUCAAGGAGUUAACUGUUCUGGGCGAUCCGGAUGAUGAUGAGGAGGAGGUGGAGCUACAGCAGUUGGGAGUUCCACUGGCCGUGGAGAUUCUGCGGGAGGAAACCACGACGAGAGCCACGGAAAUGGUAAAGCCUGUUUAUUUGGAGGAGAAUGGAAAUCAGGUGGAGUCCAGGGCACAAGAGGCCCUAGAAGUGGACUUCUUGGCCACGCCCACGCCCUCGGCGUCCGCCCCCGAAACACAGAAGCCAUUCUCACCCUAUGAUGCCAUCUCUUCGGUGUCCUCGUCGUCGUCGUCGUCUUCGUCCGUCUCGUCCAUUGCUUCUGCUGGAGAAGCUGGAGAAGAUUCAUCUUCGGUGCCCACCCCUCAUCCGCCCUUGCCCACUGACAUGCCCACAGAGCAAGACAGCACUUCUGCCUCAUCAUCCCCAUAUCCAUCCUCAUCCGCAUCCUCAUCACCUCCAUCACAAGCCACUCAGCCAACUACAUCAUCUGCAUCAUCAUCAUCAUCAACAAGCACAACAGCAACAAUCUCAACUACAACAGCAACAUCAACAGCAACAACUACAUCAACUACAACAACAACACUCUCUGAAUCGCCAAAGCCAAAUACUGUGCUUAAUGAGUUCGAGCUGAGCACCCCGCUGCCUUUCGACGAUUUUGGUGGCACAGCAGCAACACCAAAUGCAACUGCAACAGCAGCCACCGCAACAGCAACAACUGCAACUGCAACAACAGCAGGCGAAAGCGAAUUUCAUAUAGAGUCCACAACGCACCGCACUAAUAGCUCUAAGGAAGGAGAAGGAGAACCCGAUGCCAUCAGCAGCAGCAGCAGUAGCAACAAUAGUCUGGCCAAUAAUGAGCUGUCCACGCCCGUCACGCCCACAUCUUCACUGGCUUCGACCACGGCCUCCACUUCGGAGUCCAGCAGCAGCAGCACCUUUGUGUCCACCGACUAUGUGGAACCGCAGCCCGAGGAGAACAGCCCGCCCAUCAUCAAGACGCGUCUGCAGAAACUGGCGGUCACUUCGGGCAAGGCCUUCACCUUCCACGUGCUACCGGAAACCUUCUACGAUGCCGAGGAUCAGGGCAAUCUCCGCCUGGCUCUGACCGACAAGGAUGGCCACGAGCUGAAGGCCAACUCCUGGCUGCAGUUCAAUGCCGACAAGCGGGAGCUCUAUGGCCUACCCCUGGAUGAUACUGUAUCCCGCUGGCAGUACCGCCUGUCGGCCACCGAUUCGGGCAAUGCGAGCGUCACGGAAACGGUGGAGAUCAGUGUUCAGCAGCAUAGGGCGGUGAGGACCAUCAACCACGAGGUCAGCAUUGUUGUCCGGAUCAACGAGAAGCUGGGCCACAACAUCGACUGGCAAUUGAAACUUAUCAAUGCGGUGGCCAGGACCUUGGAUGACUCCAGCAACUCGGCAGUGGUGGUGCGGGAAAUCCGUCAAACACCCCACGAUCCUCACAGUGCCACCUUUGUCUACUUCAAUGAGACUCUGCCCACCAGCGAGUGUCCGGAGAAGGAAUUGAAUGAUAUUGUCCAGCGUCUGGAUGCCCAGAGACUGAGUGAUUUGGUGCAGCCGCAGCUGGGAAUCAAAUCCAUAACUGGCCAGCUGAUUGGAUCCUGCCAAAAGGAUCUGACCCAGGUGAAGCCCACGCAGCACAUGGCCAAGAAUGUGCCGCCUAUGCCGCGCAACCAAGUGGAUCGCGUGAAUGCCAGCCUGGGCCAACUGCUGGUCUACAAAGUUCCAGCGGAUACCUUCUACGAUGCCAACGACAACCAGUUGACUCUGACUUUGAAGACCAGGGAUCACCUGGAACUGAGUCCACGCCACUGGCUGCAGUUUGACUCUAAGAACGAGGAGUUCUAUGGUAUUCCCAAGAGUGGCGACAUUGGUUCCGAGGAGUAUCUCCUGGUGGCCGAGGAUAGUGGCGGCUUGAGUGCCCACGAUGCCUUGGUCGUGGUGGUUAGUCCUGCUCCCAAGCGCGAGUUUGGAUUCUUCUUCAAGGCCUACUUGUCCAUCAGGCACGAGAGAUUUAAUGCCGACCUGCAGCGAAAGUUUGUGGAGCGUGUGGCCAAGCUGAAUGGCGAUGCCACCACUGGCCAAAUUCAGAUCCGCUCCAUAACCACGCACCACGACUCCGAUGGCACCAUUGUGAACUUCUACAACACGACGUUGUACAAGAAGCACAACAACUGUCGGGAGAAGGAGGUGGCCACCACCAGGAGUGUCUACCUGAACAGCGAUCACAGCUUGAGGGAGGCGGCCAAGCGGGCCUUGGGUCCCGAGCUGAAUCUGACCAACUUUUCGGUGGUGCCUUUCAGUAACUGUCAUCAUCCCGAGAACAUGGACACCAACCAGUUGGAUUACAUACCAAGCCGUCCCGAGGAGCCAGCCCAUAAGUCCUCUUUCGGCGAGGAUUACAUGAUCACCUACGUGCUGCCCAUCGCAAUCAUUAUUGUGAUGGUGUUGAUUUCCUCGAUUAUAGCCUGCUGCCUGCACUGGUGUCGCCACAGAAGCGGCAAAAUGGAGCUAGGCGACGAGGAGGAGCGCAAGUCCUUCCGUGCCAAGGGAAUUCCCGUGAUCUUCCAGGACGAGUACGAGGAGAAGCCCGAGAUCGGCAACAAGAGUCCCGUCAUCUUGAAAGACGAGAAGCCCCCGCUGCUGCCACCAUCGUACAACACCUCAAACAUGAACGGUGACAACGAUGUGGAUGACUAUGUGCCACCGCCAUCGGUGGUCGUGGGCGGCCGGGAGGUGCGGGGCAAGUCCCCUGCCACGCCCUCCUACCGCAAGCCUCCGCCAUAUGUGUCGCCAUAAAUCAGUGUCAAGAGCAGCAGCAAAGCAGCAACAAGCCUGCAAUCCAGAAAGGAAGCAACAGCAACAAUAAUAACAAUCGCAUCGUAUUAACCACACAAUCUAUAUAGAUAUAUACAUAUAGAUAUUUAUAUAUGUAACCGAUUUGGCACAAGUUAUAUGCAACUAAGCAAACUCUUUUGUAUAUAUCCAAGUGCAAAUUGGUUUCUUUGGACAUUGUAUUCGAAUUGAGGGGCGUAACGAGCCCCGGCCGAGAAGUAUUUGCCAAGUCGAUGGAGUUUUUUGGAUAACGUUUUGUAUUAGCCGAGAAUGGAGAAACAAUCACUGAACGAUUUAAGUGCUAACAGCUGGCAAACAUACACACACUUAAGCUUAUCGAGAAUCGAGGAUCACUAACACAAAACGAAGAACUAUGCUGCAUAUUAUUUAUUUAGUAUGUAUUCUAAUUUAUAUGUAAACCACGCGAACACAAACACAUCCACGAGGAGGACACAAAGGAGUUUAGUAGGCAAAGGUCCUAUGACACUAGCUUUAUUUUUGACUAACUAUGACUAUGGUAACUUCAAUAUGAUUUAAGAUAAUAAUUCAUAAUAUAUUGCCAUAAAUAAAUCCAGUUCAAUCACUAAGUUAAGUAAGUGGCAUAAGACCUUUGCCCUGAAGGCUUGAGGCCUUAUGACACUAGAUAUCUUUAGGACUAACUGACUGGAUUUCUUUGAGCACCUCGUGGCAACCUUUUGUGAUUAAAGAUUUUAAUUCGUAACAGAUUGCCACGAGUUCUUCAAAUAAAUCCAGUUAGUCAUAAAUUUAGCUAGUGUCAUAAGGCCAUAAGAGGAGUUUAGAGGGCAAAGGCCUUAUGACACUUGCUUAAUUUUUAACUGACUGAAUUUAUUUUGAGAAGUCAUGGCAGUUUAAAUUUGAUUGAAUAUAUUAACUCAUAACAUGCGUUUUUAAAAUAAACCUAGUUAGUCAUAAAUUUAACUAGUGUCAUAGGGCCUCAAGCUUGCAAAAAGCACACACACACAUACGAGACCAUUUUAAGCAUAGCAUUUAAAACUCUUUGUACUAAUUAAGUUGAAAUUGAGACAAAAAGGACCACAUGUCCUUUGUCCGGACUUUUGGGCAGCUAUUUAUAUACUUUCAGCUUGAUUUGCUCAAGCUGAAUUGUUUGCAUGUUCAUUGUAGUUUGACCAGAAACAUAACUGGCAUUGUGCUGCUUAUUUAAGAAAUAUUUCGAUCAAAGGAUGGGGGAACCUCCGAGGCAGGCUUUGUAUUUGCAAUUGGAUGGUUUCAAAUAAAAUUUAGUAUUUUAGUUGAUUUCCAAUUGGCCUAGAUUACCAGAGAGAGCCGGCCGAAGGACAUGUCCGGGAGCUUUGAUUAUUUAACAUUUUAAGAAGCAAUCAGACCCACAAUAGAGCUGCCAAUAAUCCAGGUGCGAAGAUCGGAUCGCAUUAGCCGUAUUACCAAUCAAUUCCUAAUUGCCCACAAGUGCUUCCCACAGACAGACAAACCAACAGACCAUAUCCACCAAACACACAAACAACACAACACACAAAUAUUUAUAUGAAAAAAAUGAAUUACUUAAAGUAGAACCUAGUUUUAAAUGAUUUUUACACGCUCCCCCUUGAAUUAUUCUAUCUAUGAAAUCUAUGAAGUUAGUUUAUAGCUCUGCUAGUUGGGCAGUACUUACUACACUACCAACCGUCCCCGUUUUCCCGAAUCGAACUAAUACGUAGCGCGUAAAAACAUUGAUUUUAUAUGGAAAUAUAUACACAUAUACCUAUAUAGGAAGUCCAGGCCCUAAGUUAGAGCAAUAAUUGCAUGAAGGGAAAUUGAAUUACUUUACGAGGACGCGCUGAUUUUGUCGUGUAAAAACGUUCACGCAAGUGCUACGUAAUUGCCUAUUAAACUAAGUAUAAUUAACUCAUUUGUCUAUUUGCAUAAGCUCAACCGCUGAAUUAUUUACAUUUUGUAAUUUGUAAUAGCGCGAAACAGCAAUAACAACAACGGUAUCAAUUUAUUUUGAAUAAAAAAAUGCCAAAGAUACGAUUUUAGUUUUAUUAUUUGCCAUUAUUUGCGUAUAUAUUUUUGGACACUGCCAUCACACACAGACAGUCACACAAAAGUAAGUAGAGAGCUAAACAAUUUGAAUAUGUCUAAAACAAAUAAAAAAAAAUUGUGCAAAUUUGCGCAAAAUAAUAUUAAAAAAAAAAUAUUAAAAAUUAAUAUAUUCCGAAAAUAAGGGAAACUACUGUAUAUGUACUAAUGCAAUCUGUUCGCCAUUUGAUUGGCUUAAAUUGAGCGAGUUGUACCCUCCACAAACAAA